Molecule: messenger RNA, 1563 nt
Organism: Agrilus planipennis (emerald ash borer)
Lineage: Eukaryota; Metazoa; Arthropoda; Insecta; Coleoptera; Buprestidae
Exons: 1
Coding region: 1-1563 (520 amino acids)
Biological process (GO): DNA integration
Molecular function (GO): nucleic acid binding
Source: RefSeq, a predicted model, not a curated record
AUGGCAAACUACGCGGAUUACUUGGCUCAUUUUGACUUCGAGGUGGUUUUCAAAGACUCGAAGGCAAACGCCAACGCAGACUACUGUUCCAGGGCGCCGUUACCAACCACGGUCAACCAAGUUUGUCUUCAGUCAUUGGUAGAGGGGGAAGGAGCAGGAACGGACGAGUUUGACCACUUUGUACUCCACCAAAUCAAACAAUUACCAAUUCGAGCAGAAGCCAUCGCCAGGGCAACGAGGAAAGAUGAGCACCUUGGCAACAUUCUGAAGCUUUUGGAAUCAGGUCAAGACCUCCUUCGUCACGGCUUCAAGUCACCUGAAGCCAACUACACCACGGCCGCUAAUUGUUUGUUGUUUGAACACAGAGUUGUGAUUCCACCUUCACUCAGAAACGCCAUUCUUCAGGAUUUGCACGCCGCUCACAUCGGAAUCGUCAAAAUGAAAGGGCUGGCCCGCUCGUUUGUUUUCUGGCCUGGCAUCGAUGCUGCAAUUGAGCAUGUCGCCAAAUCUUGCACUGAAUGUGCAAAGCAUGCACACGCCCCCGUCCAAUUCCGAGAGCACCACUGGGAGUACCCUACAGCUCCAUGGCAGAGAAUCCACAUUGAUUACGCCGGGCCAGUUGCUGGAAACAUGUUGCUCAUUAUCGUGGACGCCUAUAGCAAGUGGUUGGAAGUCAGAGUAACCAAGUCCACGACAUCAGCUGCUACGAGCCGAAUCCUCGACAACCUUUUUGCAACGUUUGGGGCACCAGUCAUCCUGGUUUCGGACAAUGCUCCUCAAUUUACAUCCGCAGAGUUCAAAAACUUUUUGAUGAUGUCUGGCGUGAAGUACCAUAAGCUCACAGCUCCUUACCAUCCCUCGACAAACGGUCAAGCUGAAAGAUGCGUACAGACGGUCAAGGACGCCCUGCGCGCGAUGUCAACAACCGAGAGCACUCUUCAAAGCAACAUCAACGAGUUCCUGCGACAAUAUCGGAAAGCUCCUCACGCUACCACCGGUGCAUCCCCUGCUCAGCUUUUCAUUGGGCGUGAUCUGCGCACAAGACUCAACCUUGUUCUCCCAGAUGAUUUACACACCAAGAUUUCUGAGAAACAGAAGGCCAGUUUUGAUGCAACCUACCGUAAAUUUCAUCAAGGAGACUUGGUGUAUUUUCUCUCAGAAAAUCCGCGCAUGGACAAAUGGAUUGUUGGAGAAGUCGUGUCCUGCUUGGGAGAUUUGCACUACGAAAUUGAAUUUCACGGCAAACGGUUCAAAAGGCACAUUGAUCAGAUUCGCAGUCAUGAGCAUUCACCAGAUCGGGGAAACACAAUGGGAGCAGCAGAACCUGAUCGUGUCGUUGGCGACGGAAUUAAUUGCGGUGCACCACGCAGGACACGUUUCUACGGCCAAGCCCAAGCUCAGUCAGAGCAGCCACAAACAUCAAGACGAACUCCAGCACUUCCGGCUACACCUGUAGCAUCUCCGGUUCCUGCGAUCCCUGCACCCGCAAUGCCGUCCACCCCAAGGAUUCCACGCAGAUCUCAACGAGAGCGCCGUGCUCCACUUCGGUUCUCUCCGGAGUGA